Molecule: messenger RNA, 2949 nt
Organism: Felis catus (domestic cat)
Lineage: Eukaryota; Metazoa; Chordata; Mammalia; Carnivora; Felidae
Gene: RASGEF1C
Product: RasGEF domain family member 1C
Exons: 14
Coding region: 874-2274 (466 amino acids)
Biological process (GO): Ras protein signal transduction; positive regulation of GTPase activity
Cellular component (GO): plasma membrane
Molecular function (GO): guanyl-nucleotide exchange factor activity
Source: RefSeq, a predicted model, not a curated record
AGCAUGGGGGAUGGUUAAACAGUCACAGGCUUGGCCAGGACUCACAGACAUAAGUGCCCUGAAGGCUUAGUUCAGGAAGACUGGCCUACAGGGAUAUGCGGAAGAACCUGGGGGAGGAAACCCGGGUCCACAGCACACACACGGAUGGGCACCUGCUACAGGCCAGCCCUUGACUAGUGCCAGCUCAGAGCACGUGCGCUGAGCCCCACCUGGAUGAGGUUCGGGUGAAGUCACUAUAUAAACAGGCCACAGGUGGCCUUUCUCUGCACCAGACACCACCAGCCACAUCGCAAGCACCCAGCAGCGCUGACAAGGAGAAUUUGGUGCUGCCCACCUGAAGUGAGGCCCAGCCUUGGCAGGGGUCACUGUAGGGAAGAAGGGAAGGCUUCACGGACGAGGAAGCAUUUUAGCCAGGUGCACAGGGAUAAGCGAGUGCACAUGGCGGGAGAGCAUUUCUGUGGAGGAAACAGCUGGAUGGGUCAGUGGGUCUGAAUCACACAGAGUCUGGAGCACCAGGCUACACAGGGCCACCUGAGAGAAACGCACGUUAAACAGGCUCACACAAUGGAGGAGUCCACACAGCAGCUUCAAGCACAGCAGGACGCAAGGCCCCACCCAAGGAACUCAGGAAUGUGCCCACCUCCCUGGCUCCUUGUGGGGCCAAGAUGGCCCGAAUGGUGCCAUUCUUGCCUGCUCAGGGACUCCAGAGGGAAGAGAGCUUCUGAGUACCACAGAAGUUCUGGGAUUGCACAUGAGCUCUCCAGUUUGGAUCAGACCCAUCCCUGAACUAAUCGUCUUUGUGGCCAGGGGCAGGGGCAAUAUGCUAAUUGUCCAAGUCUUAUCAAAAGCAACCUUCAUUGCUUUGAGGCAGGCAUGCCCCGGACACUGAGCGCCUCCGACAUGGUCACCCCAGGCAGCCUUGGCCCACCCCCCACGGAGCCCACGGAUGGCGAGCAAGCCGGGCAGCCCCUCCUGGACGGAGCUCCCUCCUCAGCUUCCCUGGACACCCUCAUCCAGCACCUGGUGCCCACUACUGACUACUACCCCGAGAAAGCCUACAUCUUCACCUUCCUUCUGAGCUCCCGCCUCUUCAUCGAGCCCCGGGAGCUCCUGGCCCGGGUCUGCCACCUGUGCAUUGAGCAGCAGCAGCUGGACCAGCCGGUGCUGGACAAGGCCCGGGUCCGGAAGUUUGGCCCAAAACUCCUCCAGUUGUUGGCCGAAUGGACGGAGACAUUCCCACGGGACUUCCAGGAGGAGUCGACCAUCGGGCACCUGAAGGACGUGAUGGGCCGCAUCGCUCCCUGUGACGAGGCGUACCGGAAGACGAUGCAUCAACUCCUUCAGGCUCUGCACCAGAAGCUGGCAGCUCAGGGCCAGGGCCCAGAAGGCCUGCUGGGGGCCGACAAGCCCAUCUCCUACAGGACCAAGCCACCCGCCUCCAUCCACAGGGAGCUCCUCGGCGUCUGCAGUGACCCCUACACGCUGGCCCAGCAGCUGACCCACGUGGAGCUGGAACGCCUACGACACAUCGGGCCUGAGGAGUUUGUCCAGGCUUUUGUGAACAAGGAUCCUUUGGCCAGCACAAAGCCUUGUUUCAGUGACAAGACCAACAAUCUGGAGGCUUAUGUGAAAUGGUUCAACAGAUUGUGCUACCUCGUGGCGACUGAGAUCUGCAUGCCGGCCAAGAAGAAACAGAGGGCCCAGGUGGUGGAGUUCUUCAUUGACGUGGCCCGUGAGUGCUUCAACAUUGGCAACUUCAACUCUCUGAUGGCCAUUAUCUCCGGCAUGAACAUGAGCCCUGUCUCCAGGCUGAAGAAGACCUGGGCCAAAGUGAAGACAGCCAAGUUUUUCAUCCUUGAGCACCAGAUGGACCCGACAGGGAAUUUCUGCAACUACAGGACAGCCCUGCGGGGGGCAGCCCACCGCUCCCUGACGGCCCACAGCAGCCGGGAGAAGAUCGUCAUUCCCUUCUUCAGCCUGCUCAUCAAAGACAUCUACUUCCUGAACGAGGGCUGUGCCAACCGCCUCCCCAAUGGACAUGUCAACUUUGAGAAAUUUCUGGAGCUGGCCAAGCAGGUUGGAGAGUUCAUCACGUGGAAACAAGUGGAAUGUCCCUUUGAGCAAGACCCCAGCAUCACCCACUACCUGCACACCGCCCCUAUCUUCAGCGAGGAUGGUCUUUAUUUGGCUUCUUAUGAAAGUGAGAGCCCAGAGAACCAAACAGAAAAAGAGAGGUGGAAAUCUCUAAGAUCUUCUAUUUUGGGGAAGACGUGAGAAGCGCUGAGCAGGAGGAGGAGGAGGUGGAGGAGGAGGAGGGGAGGAAGUCAGCAGAAGCCUUCCGCAGCCCUGCCUCAGCCGGCCCAGCAGAAAGUGGAGGUGUUGGUGCUUCCCUGCUUUGCAAACCGUGACCCCACGGCCUGGCGCCCGCCCCAGCGACCACACGGCACAGGAGACCUUCCUCCACCUUUUGUGGAACUUCGGCCCCGGCAGGCCCAGGGGCCUCCUGACAUGUGGGUGGCACGUGCCUCAGGGGCCCUGCCUUCAGGAUGGUGGGGGUCACAUUACUGUGACCUCGGCAAGGACACGGCACGACCCCCAGAGGGCCGGGUGACUGUAGUGUCGCUCUCAUUGGGUGAUGAGUGCCACAGGGGCUGACCCCCAGUCUGUCACCAGGUGGCCUGGGAGCCUCUACAUCUCCAGCAGGCACCACGCCGCUGGCCCCUGCCAUUCUGCUGAUGGACCCUACCCUGUCCCCCUCCCCUGGCCCCAAGAUGGGCUGGUUUCUGCAGCCCAAUUCACUCCCUUUCUGGAUCCUGCUGGUAUCAGGGGAUAGCUUUCCGGUGACAGCUGUGACACAGGUCAUGGGACAGAUUUGAGUCACAAAAAUGACAACAUGUACAGUACAUUGUAAACUCUAGAGUUGGUAUAAACAUGUUCAUACACCCUGCA